Messenger RNA from Paramormyrops kingsleyae, 2301 nucleotides. RefSeq names its product endothelin converting enzyme 1 (gene ece1). Gene Ontology annotation, biological process: peptide hormone processing. The record is from RefSeq and is a predicted model, not a curated record. Gene Ontology annotation, molecular function: metalloendopeptidase activity. Gene Ontology annotation, cellular component: plasma membrane. Lineage: Eukaryota; Metazoa; Chordata; Actinopteri; Osteoglossiformes; Mormyridae.
AUGGAGACGCUCAGAGAGUCUUUUCUACACUUGGCCUUUCAGAUGUCCACCUACAAGAGAGCCACGCUGGAUGAGGAGGACCUGACCGACUCGACGGUGGACGAGGUCUACCCCUCGAGCAGCAUGCAGGUGAUAAUGCGCCGCAGCGGUGGCCCCCGGUGCUGGGGCGACAGGACCAUCGCGGAGAGGAGGCUCCUGGGCCUAAUCUGUGUGCUGACACUCGCCCUUUUCGUGUGCAUCAUCACCCUCAGCUUCUACUACCAGAGGGGUCACCCCAAUCUAUGCCUGUCCGAGGCCUGUGUGACUGUGGCCAGCACGGUGCUGGGUGCCCUGGACACCUCGGUGGACCCCUGUCAAGACUUCUACAGCUAUGCCUGUGGGGGAUGGAUGAAGAACAACCCCCUCCCUGAUGGAAAAUCUCGUUGGGGCCCUUUCAGCAGCCUUUGGGAGCGCAACAUGGCCGCCAUGAAGAACCUGCUGGAGAACACCAGCAUGGAAGGGCUCAGCAAAGCAGAACUUAAGGCCCAGAGGUAUUACCAGGCUUGCAUGAGCGAGGCCAAGAUCGAGGCGCUGGGUGCUCAGCCAUUACAGGAUCUCAUAAAUCAGACUGGCGGCUGGGCGUUGACAGGCUCCUGGGAUAAGGACAACUUCCAGGAGGUUUUGCGCACAGUUUCUUCUCGCUACCGCACCUCGCCUUUCUUCACCGUGUUUGUCAGCACCGACUCCAAAAGCUCCAACAGUAACAUCAUCCAGGUUGACCAAUCGGGACUGGGGCUUCCUUCACGGGAUUACUACCUCAACAAGACGGCCAACGAGAAGUAUCUGAAAGCCUACCUGGACUUCUUGGUGGAGCUGGGGAUUUUGCUCGGUGGGUCUGAGGAAACCUCGAGGGCGCUGAUGCAAGAGAUAGUGGACUUCGAGACAACUUUGGCCAACAUCACUGUGCCACAGGAAGAGCGACGUGAUGAGGAGUUAAUCUACCACAAGAUCCGAGCGAAAGAGCUGGCGACGCUGGCCCCCGCGAUUGAAUGGAUGCCUUUUCUCAAAGAAGUAUUUGCGCCAGUGGAGUUAAACGACUCUGAGCCUGUGGUGGUGUAUGCUAAGGAAUACCUGGAGAAAGUCUCCAACCUCAUCAACCACACCAACAAGAGCCUCCUCAACAACUACAUGAUAAUGAAGGUGGUGAGAAAGAUGGUCUCCAUCCUGGACCAGAGGUUCCAAGAUGCUGAGCAGCGUUUCUUUGAAGUUAUGUACGGAACCAAGAAGAGCUGCUCGCCUCGCUGGAAGGUGUGCGUCAGCGACACCGACAGCGCCCUAGGCUUCGCCCUCGGAGCCCUGUUCGUCAAAGCCACCUUUGCCCAUGACAGCAAGGCCAUCGCAGAAAGCAUGGUUUCAGAGAUCAAGCAGGCCUUUGAAGACAGUCUCCAGUAUGUAGGCUGGAUGGAUGCUGAAACCAAGAAGGCAGCAAAGGAAAAGGCAGAUGCUAUUUACAACAUGAUAGGAUAUCCAAAGUUCAUCAUGAAUCCCACUGAGCUUGACAAAGUAUUCAGUGAUUUGGAGGUGGUGCCAGACCUGUACUUCCAGAACGUCAUGCAGUACUACAACUUCUCUGCCAGGGUGACCGCAGACCAGCUGAGGAAGGCGCCCAAUAAGGACCAGUGGAGCAUGACCCCGCCCACAGUAAACGCAUAUUAUAACCCCACCAAGAAUGAGAUGGUCCUUCCGGCUGGGAUACUCCAGGCUCCGUUCUACAACAAGGCCUGGCCCAAGGCUUUGAAUUUCGGUGGGAUUGGCGUCGUCAUGGGCCAUGAGCUGACGCAUGCCUUUGAUGACCAAGGGAGGGAGUAUGACAAAGAUGGUAACCUGCGCUCCUGGUGGAAAAAUUCAUCAGUGGAGGCCUUCAAGAGGCAAACGCAAUGCAUGGUGGAGCAGUACAGCAACUACAGCGUAAACCAGGAGCCCCUGAACGGCCGCCAUACACUGGGAGAGAACAUAGCCGAUAAUGGGGGCCUGAAAGCCGCCUACAAGGCUUAUGAGAAGUGGGUGAAGAAGAAUGGGGAGGAGAAAGGACUUCCUGCCCUGAAGCUUACAAACCGCCAGCUCUUUUUUGUCGGAUUUGCACAGGUGUGGUGUUUAGUACGCACCCCAGAAAGCUCCCAUGAAGGGGUCAUCACCGACCCACACAGCCCAUCCCGCUUCCGUGUCAUCGGCACCGUAUCCAACUCACUCGAGUUCUCCAAGCACUUCGGUUGCCCGGUUGACUCCCCGAUGAACCCCAGGAGCAAGUGCGAGCUGUGGUGA